AUGCGUUACUCCGUCGUCUUCGCUACUCUCUCUGCUCUCGCCCUCCAGGGUGCUGUUGCCCAGAGCAACCCUGCCACUCAGUAUCUGACUGAGACCAACUCCAACGGAGUUGUGACCGGCCAGCCUGACGUCGUUACCUCCCAGGCUGCCGCCGUUACCUCCCAGGAGCCCGCUGCCAGCAUCCCCCGCUGUGCCACUGCCACUGGCACCGCUACUGGUACUGGCUCCUCUGCUCACGGCUCGGCCACCGGCUCUGGAUCUGCCUCUGGCUCUGCCUCCGGCAGUGGCAGCAAGAGCCUGACCACCAGCACUCGCUCCAAGUCGUCCACUGCCACUGGAACCUCCACCGGUACCUCCACCGACUCGACUGACUCCUCCUCCUCCGGCACUGCUACCGGUACCUCCACCGGCUCUUCUUCCUCCUCCACCGGUGCCGCUGCUACUGCUGGCCCCGCUCUCGGCCUCAUUGCCGGUGCUGCCCUGGCUGCUUUCGCUCUGUAA
Molecule: messenger RNA, 501 nt
Organism: Penicillium cosmopolitanum
Lineage: Eukaryota; Fungi; Ascomycota; Eurotiomycetes; Eurotiales; Aspergillaceae
Exons: 3
Coding region: 1-501 (166 amino acids)
Source: RefSeq, a predicted model, not a curated record